AUCUGCGCGGGCCGCAGAGGCAGUGAGCAACCUUGAUGUCCUCGUUUUCACCCCCAUGCCCCCUUCCCAUGCAUCACCAUAGCUGCUCACGGAAAUUGAUUUCAUUUGCUGCUUGUUUUUUCACCUGACUGGCUAUGAGAAAAACCUCACUCGGAUUUCACCGAGUGCCUUUCAGCCGGUCGGGGACGAUUCCAAUCCUUGUUUCUGGCCACCUCUGCGGUCCAUUCUCUGCAGAUACGAUGACCUGCAAAACACGAAUUAAACCGUCUAGAAUUCAGUUAUUUCCCCAAAGUCAUGGAAAUCGAGUUUGACUCUCCCUAGACCACUCUAUUCAAAACAUUCUUUGACUUGGGGGUACCAUAUCGAAGCCCUCAAGAUGUCAAGCGAAACAGAUCAUGAGAAAAGGAUUUUUGAUGGUGGUUCUUACUCUCGUUCAAAAACCGGGCACAGGCCAAUCAUUCAGGGAGAAGCGAGGUCUCCAGGAACACACGCAGAACACCAACAUGCCGUCACCAAAGGCGAAGUCGACGAUACAACGGUUUUCUACAACCUCAACAAAGACACAGCUGGGCCUCUAGCACCAGGAUCUGAGAAGAGGCUUGUGCAAAAGAACUUUUGGUUUCUCCUAGGACAGACAUGGUGGAUUGCCUUCCUCAUCCAUCUGGAUAAGUCAACUUUGUCGCAAGCCAGUACUAUGGGCAUCUUCAAGGAUGUCGAGAUGACGAAAAAGCAGUACAAUGAUCUCUUUGUAGUCUUAUACACCGGCUACUCAUUGCUCUCUGGCCCGGUGCCUGCUUGUCCCAGCGCACCGGUCAAAAGCAAUUCAUCGUCGGCUCUCUGUUACUCUGGGCUUUCUUGCUCGGCAUGCACCCACUUGCGAAGACAGGAGGGCAGCUUAUGGCUCUCCGAUUUAUCCUUGGCAUGGUUUCAGACCGAGUCCCAGAUCGUUCCGAGUACCACAAUCCUUCACCAAGCAUUUUUCCCUCCCAAGAAAAGCCCCUGGGUACAACUUCUAUGGUGGGCUUCAGGAAGCCUGGCCAACGUUUUGCUUACCAUGGUCGCCUACAAGCUCAUUCUUCUGGACGAUAGUCAAGCUCUUGUCGGUGGCCUUUUGUCAAGUUGGGGGUGUUGACGCAGGGUGGAAGCUCUCAAAGGCCAACUACAGUUAGGGGUAGAAUGAUGAAUUACUGAAAUCUGCUCCUCCCUCGACGUGUACUCCCUGCGCUGUAUAUAUAUCUGAGCUGCUCCUUUGUUGCUUGGACUCCUUACUACCUCUAACUAGCCCCCAUCCGCGAGGGCUCUGACAAUGUUUAAGGAGGCUAGGUCGAGAGUAUACCCGCGGUUAUAGGUAGGAGCCCCUGCCUCCCCUAUAAAG
Messenger RNA from Colletotrichum phormii, 1375 nucleotides. RefSeq lists its product as uncharacterized. The record is from RefSeq and is a predicted model, not a curated record. Gene Ontology annotation, molecular function: L-cysteine transmembrane transporter activity. Gene Ontology annotation, cellular component: membrane. The transcript is spliced from 2 exons. Lineage: Eukaryota; Fungi; Ascomycota; Sordariomycetes; Glomerellales; Glomerellaceae. The coding region runs from base 377 to 1132 and encodes 251 amino acids. Gene Ontology annotation, biological process: L-cysteine transport.